AUGUCCCACAACGUUCCCAUCAUCUACAACUGCUCCGUACCAUGCUAUAAGCAGCAUAAAGAGACCGCUCAUCCCGCGCCUGAUCAGUCAGAAGCGGGUCCAAGCCGGCUAGAUGCUUCUAGCGCGCCUGCGCCUUCGCCAGUCAGCGGAUCUCCAGGCGAAGAAAGGUCUACCGGGCUCUCGGACCAGGCGAAAGAGGAGCCUGCACCACCACUACGAGCUCUGACAACCCUCUCGUGGCCGCCAGAGCCGGACGAGUCGAUCUUUACCGAUCCACUCCGGAAAGAAGACCCCAAGCCACUCCGCCGUUCCGAGCUCUUGCGCAUCGCUCAAUCAGGCGACCUUCGACACCUCCUCACCUCCACCUCCCUCCCUUCGAUCCUUCGCGCGCUGGACGCCCUCCCCACCCCGGGCGCCCGAUCAGCUAUGCUUGCCCGCUGUCUCUCGAUCGAUCCCAUCUCCCUCUCCGCCCCUACUUCUUCUUCAUCGACGGACCUCCUAUCCCAGCGGGACUCACCACCACCACUGGAAGAUCUCAUCCGGGCGAUAUCGAGACAAGGGGAACCAGCGGUUGACGAGGGCGCAGCGGGUCUGAAGGGGUUCUGGGUGGGGAGGGAGAUUCGGCCGGGAGAGGAAGGAGUGCAGAGGGUUUGGAUAGGCGAGGAGGAGCGAAAGAUCAUGAGGGUGUUUGCGGGCUUAGUAUGUAAGGCGGUGGAUGGAGGGGAGGGCGAUGCGUGGGGACAGGGCGGGCUGGCAUGGGAGGUGUGA
Dioszegia hungarica is the source of this 768-nucleotide messenger RNA. RefSeq lists its product as uncharacterized. Lineage: Eukaryota; Fungi; Basidiomycota; Tremellomycetes; Tremellales; Bulleribasidiaceae. The coding region runs from base 1 to 768 and encodes 255 amino acids. The transcript is spliced from 4 exons. The record is from RefSeq and is a predicted model, not a curated record.